Molecule: messenger RNA, 2439 nt
Organism: Ornithodoros turicata
Lineage: Eukaryota; Metazoa; Arthropoda; Arachnida; Ixodida; Argasidae
Gene: Naglu
Product: alpha-N-acetylglucosaminidase-like
Exons: 22
Coding region: 68-2374 (768 amino acids)
Source: RefSeq, a predicted model, not a curated record
UGAUAAGGUGCGAGUCAAGAGAGAGUCUGAUACAAAGCUCGCCCACGGACUUUACAACGGCGGUCUCAUGCGAGCAGCGAAGAUAGAUUGGAGGACUUCGACAUACUUCGGAAUGCUAAUGCUGCUGCUUCUCGCUCUGUUGUUGCACAACGUCUCCUCCAGCCCUUUGCCAGGACACGAUGACAACCCGCAAGUGGCACACGAGCCGUACCUGUACCCCGUGUACAACCUGAAACCCCAAGCAACUGUAGACGUACAAGAAUCUGCCGUGCGUAGCCUUCUGCGGCGGCUCGUCCCUCGUCAAGAGCCCCAGUUUAGAAUCCGGGUCCAGCCGGAUACAAAAAACUGCACCGAGGCAUUUCUGAUAGAAGGCGUAGGUGAUAAAGUUCAAAUCACUGCCACCAGUGGCGUGACGGCUGCUGCUGGAUUGUACUACUAUUUAAAAUCUUUCUGCGGUGCCCACGUUUCUUGGUCGGGCAAGCAGCUGCACACCGUGCCUGACAUUCUCCCUCUGCCUAAGAAACCACUUACAAAGACCCUCAAUGAUAAGUUCCGCUAUUACCAGAACGUUUGUACGGCCAGUUAUUCCAUGGUAUGGUGGAACUGGACCCGUUGGGAGCAGGAAAUCGACUGGAUGGCACUCAAUGGCAUCAACUUGCCCCUUGCCUUCACCGCGCAGGAAGAAAUAUGGCGGAGGACGUACUUCAAGUUCGGCCUGCGGCAAUCUGACCUGGAUACCUUCUUCACCGGCCCAGCAUUUCUUGCUUGGCAAAGGAUGGGAAACCUGCAGGGUUGGGCAGGCCCACUACCAGACUCCUGGCACACACAGCAAGUAACGCUGCAACAUAAAGUUCUGAAGCGCAUGCGAGAGUUUGGCAUGAUCCCGGUACUGCCAUCUUUUGCGGGCCACGUUCCCAGGGCGAUUGAAAGACUUGGAUAUAAGACAUCGAGGCUACACUGGGGAAAGUUUGAUGAGAAAUAUGGAAGCACGACAUUCCUCUUUCCCAACGAAACGUUGUAUCACAACAUCAGCGUGACAUUUCUGCGAGAGUACAUUAAAGAGUUUGGCACCGACCACGCUUACAGCGCGGACUUUUUCAACGAAAUGAGGCCUCCGGUGAACACCCCAGAAUUUAUAAGGUCUUGCGGAAGAGCUACUUUCGAAGCGCUCACGGCGGUGGACACAAGGGCUGUCUGGUUAAUGCAGAACUGGAUGUUCGUCAACGACAAGAGAAUGUGGACAAAGGACAACAUGAAGGCUUUGCUCACGAGCGUCCCAUUGGGACGAAUGAUUGUCUUGGAUCUAGAGUCGGAGCUCAAUCCGUGGUACAGACAAGCAUCCAUGUAUUUUGGGCAACCCUUCAUCUGGAAUAUGCUCCACAAUUUCGGAGGCGUCCUUGGCAUGUAUGGCAUGCUCGAUGCUGUUAAUACGGGCCCGUUCGUAGCUCGAAGCGCCAAUGGAAGUACCAUGAUUGGGAUUGGGCUUACGCCCGAAGGGAUUGAACAGAACGACAUUAUAUACGCCUUCAUGGAUGAGAACGACCUGAGGACGUCACCUGUCAAUGUAGACAAGUGGGUCGCUGACUAUGGGACCAGGAGGUACGGAAGAUCCAACGCACACGUCGCACUCGCUUUGCGGAUAUUGCGGCAUUCCGUCUACAAUGCCACACAACAAAAGAACCAUGGCAGGUGUGCCCUAACCUCUAGACCAGGGCUACGCAUCAAGAAUAAAGUUUGGUACAGUCCCAAGAAUGUCUUUGAUGCAUGGGCACUUCUCCUGGAAGCAGCGAAUGAUUCACGCAUUGCAUCCAUGAGCACAUUUAGGUACGACCUCGUCGACGUCACUCGCCAGUCCCUCCAGUUACUGUUUGAGAGGACGUACCACGAAUUCGUCGAGAGCUUCCACAAGAAAUCGCUCGAUAGGCUUAUAGAACUUUCGAUCAGAGGUCAACAAAUUAUGCUGGACAUGGAGCAAAUUCUAGCGUCCGAUCCCCAUUUUCUGCUAGGAAAUUGGUUGGAGGACGCGAAACGUUGGGGAACAACACGAAAGGAGGUCGGUAUCUACGAAUAUAACGCACGAAAUCAGAUCUCCUUAUGGGGUCCACGCGGGGAGGUGCUAGACUACGCAGCCAAGCAGUGGUCUGGCGUCUUCAAAGGAUAUUACCAUCCAAGAUGGAGGCUCUUCUUCCAGACGCUGGUGAACUGUUUGAUUGACAGGACGCCUUUUAAUAACACGCGCUUUCGGGAAGACGUGUUCACUGUUGAGGAAUCGUUCACGUUUCAAAGCGACUGCUAUCCAACGCAGCCGAAAGGAGACUCCGUUAGCAUCAGCGAAGAACUUCAUCGACAGUAUAUGCUCCCUCCACGAACAUGAACGCCAAGGUGGUUGAUGGAUAAUGAUACAGAGCGUCAACAAUAAAGCAUAUUCUUUGCGAAUAA